AUCUUAUUACAUUGGUAGCAAUACUCCUCUUGACGAUCCCGAUUAUUAUUUGGAUUGUUUAUGUGAAUUGGUAAUCGUUUAUCGUCGUGAUAUCGCCUGUGGUCCAGACUUUGGCAUGCAUGCGGACGAAGAG
Messenger RNA from Cetraspora pellucida, 133 nucleotides. The record is from the annotation of a GenBank genome assembly. NCBI's taxonomy places the organism in Eukaryota, Fungi, Glomeromycota, Glomeromycetes, Diversisporales, Gigasporaceae.